Aspergillus brunneoviolaceus CBS 621.78 is the source of this 651-nucleotide messenger RNA. RefSeq names its product Yae1 family protein. The transcript is spliced from 2 exons. The coding region runs from base 1 to 651 and encodes 216 amino acids. The record is from RefSeq and is a predicted model, not a curated record. NCBI's taxonomy places the organism in Eukaryota, Fungi, Ascomycota, Eurotiomycetes, Eurotiales, Aspergillaceae.
AUGGAAAACACUCUAGACGACAUCUUCGGCUCCUCCCCACCCCACGACGACCCCGACCACAACCACACUCCCGCUCCCGCAACCGAACCCUCCGACCUCCCCUCCCUCCGCCGCCAACACGUCACCGCCGGCUACCGCGACGGCCUCGCCGCCGCCAAAUCCACCCAAGUGCAAUCCGGCUUCGACGCGGGCUUCCCCGUCGGCGCCCAGCUCGGCAUGCGCGUGGGCACGAUCCUGGGGAUCUUGGAGGGGGCGAUCCGCGGGCUGGAGGAGCCGGCGCGGAAGGGGGUCCGCAAGGCUGGUGAGGGUGGGGGUGCUACGCCUACGGCUACGGCUUCGGCUACGACUACAGCAACAGCAACAGCAACAGCGGAGGAGACGCCGCGCGAGAGGAAACGCGCCGAACUGCUGGGGCUGUAUCGUCGGGCGGUCCGGGAGUUGGACAUCCGGAAGGUGUUUGGGGGGGUGGUUUCUGCGGAGGAUCUUCCGGGUCAGGCCGGGACUGGGAAGCAGACGGAACUGCCCGAGACGAAACUGGCCCGCAAGGCGGAGGAGGUGAUUUCGGCGUGGGAGCGGAGGGUCCAGGUGGCGCUGUGGGAGGAGAAUAUGGAUGCGUUGGAGUUGAAGGAGUUGAAGGAGUUGUCGGGUUGA